CUCCAGGUUACCCCUCACCCCCUGCUGGAUACGCGAGCCCCCCAUACCCUUCCCCCCCAUACAGCGGCCCCUCUGCUCCUCCUGCCCCUGCCCCAGGUUUCCAUGACUACCCCGGAUCACCGCAGCACCACAUGCCUGCUCCAUUGCACCCACAGCCCGACCUGCCCCCUGGGGUAGCUCCUUACCUGCCUGUGAGCGGCGGAACUGCCCCCAGUGGGCUGGAAUACCUCAGCCAGAUCGAUCAAAUUCUAAUUCAUCAGAAGACGGAGGUUCUGGAGGCCGUUACCGGGUUCGAGACCUGUAACCAGUACGAGCUGCUGAGCAUCAUGGGAGAGAAGAUCCUGUCGGUGCAGGAGAGAAGCUCGCUCUGCGCCCGGUGCUGCUGCGGAUCCCUCCGCCCCCUCACCCUGCAGCUCUGCGACCCCUCCGGCCGGGAACUCAUUCACUUCAUCCGUCCCCUCAAAUGUACCAGCUGCUGCUUCCCAUGCUGCCUGCAGGAGCUGGAGGUGCAGAGCCCCCCGGGACACACAGUGGGGUACGUGGUUCAGUCGUGGCACCCCUUUAUCCCCAAAUACUCUCUCCUCACGGAGACCCGGGAGCCGGUGCUGAAGGUUGUGGGACCCUGUAUCAUGUCGAGCUGCUGCGGCGACAUCGACUUCCAGGUGAAGCCCCUGUGUGAGUCUCGCAGCGUGGGGCGGAUCAGUAAGCACUGGGGCGGGUUGGCCAAGGAAAUCUUCACCGACGCCGAUAACUUUGGUAUCCAGUUCCCCAAAGAUAUUGAUGUUAAAAUGAAAGCAGUGUUACUGGGAGCGUGCUUCCUACUGGAUUAGGUCUUGUAUUUCGAGAGAUCCGAGCUGCAGUCUCGGACACGUCACUCAGU
Xenopus tropicalis (tropical clawed frog) is the source of this 880-nucleotide messenger RNA. It is a transcript of the gene plscr3, whose product is annotated as phospholipid scramblase 3. Lineage: Eukaryota; Metazoa; Chordata; Amphibia; Anura; Pipidae. Gene Ontology annotation, molecular function: phospholipid scramblase activity. The record is from RefSeq and is marked provisional. Gene Ontology annotation, biological process: plasma membrane phospholipid scrambling.